AUGUUGGAACUCUAUUUUCAUUACGAAGAUGUAUCACGUCAGGAUCCGUUGCUCAAACUGAAUCACGCCAACGUUAUGGAAGUUCCUGGAUUGUGUAAAAUAAGAGUAGUACCAAAGGCAGCACCUUCUAUCAAAAAUGGAAAAUUGGCUAUGGAGAUUCCGUGCGGUCAGAAAUGUUUACAGACACAAAGGUCUUCGACAGGAAAGUCCUUUCGAUCCUCUUCUAUGACUUCACUUCGCUUCGAAAAGUUCGUUGGGUCAAAUAAAGACAAAAAAGGAUAUGUCAGUGACCUAGCACGACAAAGCACUCUCCGAGGGCAUGGAAUGUCUAAUUUUUUGGUCAGAAUCUCCACAGUAAUGUCUCUAUUAGAUUCUCCGGUCGAAAUACGGGAAAACUCUAUUCAAUUCUCGAUGGAAACGGAGUUUUGCGAAUUCUCCCCAGAACUGGAAGAUCAUUUCGAGAUCUUCGAACAUAUUCGAGGGUUCAAUGUGACUAUUGUAACUUCGUCCAACACACAAGAUGAGACUUUACCACCGUGGAGCGGCUUUUUGCAAAAAGAUGAGGGUCGACGAUACAAACGAAGCGAAGCGAAGUGA
This is a messenger RNA of Striga asiatica, 597 nucleotides long. The record is from the annotation of a GenBank genome assembly. Lineage: Eukaryota; Viridiplantae; Streptophyta; Magnoliopsida; Lamiales; Orobanchaceae.